Molecule: messenger RNA, 8716 nt
Organism: Tachysurus vachellii
Lineage: Eukaryota; Metazoa; Chordata; Actinopteri; Siluriformes; Bagridae
Gene: cables2b
Product: Cdk5 and Abl enzyme substrate 2b
Exons: 9
Coding region: 6-1424 (472 amino acids)
Biological process (GO): regulation of cell cycle
Source: RefSeq, a predicted model, not a curated record
ACAGAAUGGCGGCUGCUGCGUGCGGACCGCUUAUCGCGUGUCCCGCCAACGCGCACACGCGUAAAAGCAAAGACACGCGAAAAAGACGUGCGGCUCUGUUGUUUCUCACUAACAUUUCCCUGGACGGCCGGCCGGUGAAUCACAUAAACAACGCGGCAGAGUUUGAGGUCGGUCCGGCGGCGAACUACGGCACCUUUUCUAACCUGCCUGAUGCGCGUGCCCUCCUCAGUGUGCCUCGUGCACUCCUCAGUGUGCCUCCUAUUCUCCUUUUGCCCUCUGACUCGGAUUACGAUCACGCUGAGAGCACGGAGACAUUUCCGGGAUCUUUUACCUCCUCACAGGGCAAUUUGCUGUCCCCCUGCAGCCUGCAGCCAAGUCCAGUUGGAGCGCGGAAGUCCCUGCUGUCCGUCCAGAGCUGUGCAUCAUCACUAGAUUCCCGACAGAGGACACGUAACCUGUCGGGGUCUCAUUGGCCUCGCUCCUUGAAGAAAGUUCACUUCAUUAAAAACAUGAGACAGUACGACACCAGAGGCAGCAGGAUCGUGCUUAUCUGUGCCAAGAGAUCACUGUGUGCUGCGUUUUCUGUGCUGCCAUACGGAGAGAGCUUUUACAUAAGCGACCCAGCCCUGAGCACCCCCAGACGGAGGCAUUCAUCUGGGGGGAUAUCCACUACUCUAGAGAUGCUUCCUGGCCUGGAGGGGGUGGAGCUUGGCAUGUAUGGCAGGACAGUGUCUUAUGCCCAGUUUCUUUACCCCACAAAUGCAUUGGUUCGUGAAAAGCCACCAGAAAUCUCUCUGCAGAUGCCUUACUCCAGAAACAGCAUCCCAUGCAGCAGCUACCCUCCAUCUCGCCUCAACAGCACCGUAGGCUUCGACUUGGAUGAUGCUGAUUAUGACCCCGACCUGCUAAGUGACCCUCAGUGGCCGUGUGGGAAGCACAAGAGAGUCCUGAUCUUUGCCUCCUAUAUGACAACAGUAAUCGAGUAUGUGAAGCCGUCAGAUUUGAAAAAAGACAUGAACGAGACUUUUAAGGAGAAAUUUCCUCACAUCAAGCUGACACUCAGCAAGAUCAGAAGUUUGAAGCGAGAGAUGCACACAGUAGGGGAGGAAUGCGCUCUACAGCCGGUAACCAUCGCCAUGGCAUUUGCGUACUUUGAGAAGCUCGUCCUUCAGGGUCGCCUCAACAAGCACAACAGGAAGCUGGUGGCCGCCGCUUGCCUCCUGCUGGCUGCCAAAAUCAGCAGCGACUUCAAGAAACAAGAAGUCAAACAGCUAAUUGAUAAGCUGGAGGAGAGGUUCCGCCUUAGCCGACGUGACCUCAUCGCCUUUGAGUUCACCAUCCUGGUGGCUCUUGAGAUGGCCCUCUACCUUCCCGAUAGCAAGGUCAUGCCACACUACCACAGACUGACCCAGAAACCUUGUUGAACUGCUUGUGUGCAUCAGAACUGACUCGUAUAAAAGGAAAGAAAAGAAAAGGUUAUGGUUUAGUGGCUGUCCGUACUGUGUAUACUACACUAAGCUCUAAGGAAAGAGGAAGAGGAUCUAUUUACACUCCUCAGGCUAGUAGUGAGUCUGUGUGUUUUAUAGUUAGUAUUAACUUCUGUUUUGGUAUUUACUUCUUGUUUCACAUGGCACUAAUGCAACGGGGAAGUUACGGCAGUAAUGCUAGACCAAGAGGAGGUCUAAAGAUCAACUCUAAACACAAAUAACAAGGGAAAGAUUUUCCCAGCUCCUGUCUGUCUGUCUGUCUGCCUGUCUGUCUGCCUGUCUGUCUGCCUGUCUGUCUGCCUGUCUGUCUGCCUGUCUGUCUGUCUGUCUGCCUGCCUGUCUGUCUGUCUGUCUGUCUGCCUGUCUGUCUUCCUGUCUGUCUGUCUGUCUGUCUGUUUGACAUCCGUGUCAGUUUGCCAAAAAAUUAUUUUUUUUUGUCUUUAAUUUAAAGCAGAACUCUCCGGAACUGCUUCUUGUCUACACAUGAUCACAUUCAGACAUUUCCCACAUUAUAGAAAAGUUUUAUUCAUCUGUAUUUUAUACAGCACAUGCAUUUUGAACACAGUUUAUGUUACUGCUAUCACACACCCGUAGCAUCGUAUGUGAUCAGAUUCCAUGUGCAGUAUUCGGUCGUGUUCUGGGAUUUAGAAGAGAUUUUUAAAGCUCUGGUUUAAAACAGUGCUCUAUAUUAGAGCUGAUUUGCAAACAAGCACAUUCACUGUGCUUCUGUCUUCUGUGUGAGUUUCUACUUUUCAGCUUGACUGAGCUUUUAAAAUAUAGUGUGGGGCACACGUUUCCUUUCUAGUUGCUGCUUUGUGUAGUACACUUAGAUAAUAGUUAGAAUGCCUGUAGAAAUGUGUGUAAUAUGGAAGGCAAUACAAAGCAGCAGCAUUUCCUGUUUCAAAUACUGAAAAGCACAGAUUAAUCAUAGUGAUUAAUAAUACUCUGUGUAACAGCACUAAUGUUUUAUCGCUGUUUCAUUUUCAGUGAAAAGCUUUUGACAUCAUGCUGUAAAUGAAAAUCGUCUUGUGGACAACAAUUGAGUUGAAAUAUUUAAAAACAAUAAUCUGUCAUUCCAGUAGGGGGCAUAAUAAUCUACGUUUCAUUUUCUUACAGCAACCAUAACAACCAUUUUCCCCGUAAGAAGUGAUUUAGGGUUUUUCCAAGAAGAGAGCACAAAUACUUAUGCACAUGUUCAUCUGUAGAUGAUGUUUAAUCUGUUUGUGCAUUCAGAUUACAGGUUAGAGAGAUAUUGGUGUACUACACUGUUGUUGUCGUUUUUUUGGUCUGGAUUAAGUGUAAUGAGGUCCAUUCUUUACACUGUUGAUAUGUUAAAUGAUCAUUUCCAUUACAGCUGCCAAGGAGGGAUAGUAACAAGUGGAAAUACUAUUACAGCAGUCUUUAGGUUUUAUUUUUUUUUUUUUUUUAGAUCAAAAGAUGAAUAUGAGAUGAUAGAUCUCAACAUCUAUCUGUGUGAAAUUUGUGUGACCUUUUGUUUGGUUGAGAGGAGACUGUAGGUAGAAGCCAGGAAAAGCAUCACACAUGAAGAAUGCAACAGUUUGGUGAUGUCAGUGGGUAACCUGCGUGAUGUUGGUGUAAGUGCUAUUUACUUUACAGUACGAGUAUCUGUGACCUUUUGUAUGUCGUUUAACAAGUGAUGUUCAGUCGUGCCCUUGGUGUUCCAGUACUUUUGAAUGGGGCUCGGGUUUUCCCUUACACAAUGCAAAACAGCUGCAAGCCUUGUGCUUAUUUAUUUUUAUUUUGCACUUAGUACGGUUUUAUGAAGGCUGCGUACAAAACCAAUCAGUAAUAUCUUCCAGCAUCGAGCGUUCAGUAAAACGCUUCAGACGUAGCCACUGACCUAAAAUCAACUAGAACACUGUGUUCAUAUCACGUCUUCCUUCCUUCAUACCGUAUUAUUCAUUUUAAUAACGUCUAAGUAUACUUCAUUAGCACAUGCUGGAGUUAUGUGUGUGUUUUAUGUGUGGUGAUCUCCCUGGAGAGAUACUGUACUCUAUAUGACAAAUACAGACAUUUGCACUUUAGCUGUGUGUGUGUGUGUGUGUGUGUGUGUGUGUGUGUGUGUGUGUGUGUGUGUGUGUGUGAAUGAACUGUUUGUUUCUUUGAGUCUAUUAUAGAUGUAUAAAUCAGGGUAGUUGAUGCAAACGGGGCAAUUCUUGACUGCUUUAAAUCUUAAUAUUAUGCAAUUUUAUUUUGUUAAUCGUUGUGACAUGAUGUUAAAAUGGAACUGAUGUUAAACAUUGGCAAUAAUUAUAAGUUUUUAUAAUUAUAAGAUCUUUCAUAGAAGACAUGUUUUUCCUAUUUCACAUUUUCACACCCAGCGUUUGGUUAAUGUCAUUUUUUUAUCUUUAAAUUUGUAACCCAAGCAUUUCUAGUUGAAAUUUUAUCUAAUAUGUGUUGUUAAGCGGGGACUUGGAUUACUUGGACAUUCAAGCUUCAUCGUAAGUGCCUGAGUGAAUGAUCUGAUUAUUUGUAAAUGACAGUUUGAAUGCCAAACUUCAAUAGAAUCAUCAGUAAAAAUAUGUCACUGUGGUUUAUUUAUUAUAUUUUGGUCAACAGCAGCAUUAAUUAUCUUCAGUUCUCAAACUGUAAACUGUUGUCAUUUAAGCAGUCCAGCACUAAAAGCACAGAUUUAGGAAAGCACUGUGUGUCAUUCCUGCGUUAGAGCAGGAAAAACAUAGCAGCAUGAUGUCAUGUGUGUGAAGGUGGAUAUCUAGCAAAUACCUUAUUCCAGAUUUUCUAUGGCUAGGUAAUAAUGAGCAGUUUAUCCUUCAUUUCUGUCACACGCAACAUGUUUCUGAGAAAUAACACAUUCUCUAAUCCAAGCAGCAUCUGCUCAAUAUAUAUAUACACUUUAAAAUCAAACAAAAAUAUUGUCGUAUUUUCGAUAUCCAGUGACUCAUCCGUUCAGACAUCGAGGGGAAGUUUUUUCUGCCGCUUCGGCACCAGAAGAGAGAAGAGCAAUCAAAUCCUAAAUUCCAGUUUUAACAGUGAAACAGAGUGUAGGAAAGAAGCAAAAAGAAUGUUAGAAUUAAGAAAAAACUCCAUUUCUCACACACACACACACACACACACCGAUCACACACCAGCUAAAGGAGAUCUGGAUUGAACAGGGAAUAAUAGUUACAAAGACGUAUGUGGUUGGAAUGAUGUACACGGAUAUAUUUAACAACCUGUAGAGAAAAGCUCACAGAAGGAAAGUGGUGGUUGCCAUGGAGAUUCAAAUAUGCUGAGGCAACAAUAUCGAUAUAUUAUCACUUAUCCUUCAGCCCGAAACCAUGAACUGUCUAAAUAUAAUUUCAUUUAUUUGUAUAGCACUUAGCACGUUUUCUCACAGCAGCUUUACCGAAAUAUAGAAACAGAAUAAAAAAUGUAAAUUAUAAAGUAAAGUUACUACAUAUCUCUAAAAUCUAUCCCUAUUGAGCAAGCCAGAGGCGAAGGUGGCAAGGAAAAACUCCCUGAGAUGAUAUAAGGAAGAAACCUUGAGAGGAACCAGACUCGAUGCACGGGGGCUAAUAUGCUUAAAGCUCAUACUCCGAAUCUAAUUGGUGUUUCUGUAAAUUCCUAAACAAAUUUAUUCUUCUUACCAAAACGUAUAAAGAUUGAACAGAUGAUGCAUAAAAUAUCUUUGUUUGAAUCACUUUGUUGUGUGUGUGUGUGUAAACCUGCUCAUAUACUGUAUAUGUAUUGAACCUGCAUUAUGAGUGUUGUCUGUAAGAGACAUUCUUAAGAAAGAGCACUUUCAAAUAUAUAUAUAUAUUUUCUGAUUUCACUUUGACUUCACAGGAGUGACUUAUUCAAUGUCUUUCUGUUUCUACAACAUAGAUAGCAUGCAACUGCAGAUCCAAAGUCCAGCAAAAGAAUCGUCUUCUAUUAAUUUAUUGCUCUGUGAUUUACAGAACACGAUUAGAUUUUGCACGUUAACGUCAAGGUAUUUAUCUAUAGGGUUAACAGAUUUGCCCUCAAAGUUCAUCUGCUUUUAAGCCUUGUGUUCUGUUCACUCUUUGGACCCUUCCAUACUGUUCGGGUUAAAUUGAUUAUUGGGGUUUUAAGACAUUGCAGAAUAAAGAAAUAUAUAAUAAACACAAUCUAGAUCAUAUUUUUGAUUUAUUUUUGCAAUUACUAGAUUACAUUUAACAAUGAAUGUGUCAUCUGCUGCUGUGAUAAAGUUAGAUUUUAGUGUGUAAUAAAUUAUAAUAUAAUAAAGAAGUUGGUGUCAGAAAUUUAGGAAAGAAUUAAUGGAGGAUGUAAUAAAGAAUGAAGCCUGAGAAACUCCAGAUAUUCAGAACACAGCUGACUGACAUGUAUGUCAAAAACAGAGCAGUGUAUAUAAUGUGCAUCUGAGGGAAGUCCAUCUGGAGUGACUGUGACAUAUAUACGUGAUGUACCAAACAUGCUCCUAACUCAAACCAGACCAGUCGGUGAAACUUGAACAGAAAGAAGCAUGUUUUAAUUUGGUGGGUUUGUGUAAGACGUGAUGUCAGAGAGGCUCUCAGCAUGAUGCUCUAAGCUGAGUUCUGCCAAGCUGAACACUGCUCACAUGUGAUGUUACAGUGUAACACGGCACUUCAGCUAUCAGUGUGAUGCACAGCCAUGUUUUUAUGUCUCGGUGUCGUGCAGACGAAUGACAUGCAGUGUCAGGAUUGGACAGUGUCAUGAGUAUUAGGGAGAAAUGAAACUACAUCCAUCUUCAUUGAGGAUCAUUUAUUCUGCUGCUUCACUCUGUGUUUUUCUCAAUCUUUCUCUUUCGUAAUGUGAGUUAGUAAGGGAUUAGUGCAUGAUGGCAGUGGUGCUCUCUCUCUCUCUCUCUCUCUCUCAACAAGGUAUAAAAAAUAACUAAGUCACUAAAAGUGUCAAUUUCCCUAUAUAUGAAGACUUUAGAGACACCCUGACUACUCUACUAUGCUAUGCUAUACUACAAUGGUGCCACAGUGGUUAAGUGGUUAGUGGUUUGCCUCUUACCUCUGGGGUUGGGGGGUCGUCUCCCGACCCUGUUUGUGUAACAUUUGUAUGUUCAACCAGUGCUUUAAGGGAUGUCCUCCAGGUACUCUGGUUUCCUCCCCCAGUCCAAAGAAGUGUUAUAGGCUGACUUGUCUCUAAAGUGUGUGUGAUUGUGCCCUGUGAUGGACUGACACCCCUGUCCAGGGUAUCGCCCACCUUGUACCCAGAGUCAGCUGUAAUAGACUCCAGGUUCCCUGUUAGCUUUAGUAAGAUAAAUAUAGAAAAAUGAUGGAUGUAUGGAUGGGAUUGUGUUACUAUAUAUAUUACACAAUGCUUCAAUCGCCAUCUGCUGGUAAAUAUUGGCAGUAACCAUGUGUGAGAUCACAUAAAGUGAAUCUCCUUAAUUUUUACAGUCAUAAUAUGUCUUGUUUGUAAACUCUAUAGGAUGCAUAAUUACUUUCUUUAUCAUAGAUCAUGUUUCUUUAUUACAUUGCAGCAUGCCUGAAAUAACUGAACAUGUUAUGGAUAUGUAAUUUAUAGUGCUGCUCGAUGGCACUAGAAAAUCUCACCUUUUAUCUGCUUGCACCUUCAAGUUACAUCACGAAUCAGCUGAAAAUCAUAUUCUCAGGUGUAAAUAGAGAUGUGCAGAUAACCUGCUCAAAUUCUUCGAAAUUCCACUGGGUCAACAUCAUUCAACUUGGCUGGGUUGCUGUGAAAUGUUUGAGGUAAAACUGAGCCACCCAUAACAACAUGCCAGUGUCGUACUGCAACCUGAUAACCUUCUACAUCUAUUAUAAUGUAUAUAUAUUAUAACAUAUUGCCAGACUGUAUAUUUAUAAUCACACCCUCCAGUGUCACCCAAAUGAGGAUGGGUUCCCUUUUGAGUCUGGUUCCUCGCAAGGUUUCUUCCUCUUCCAUCUAAUGGAGUUUUCCAUCGCCACAGUCACCUCAAUCACCUCAGUCACGAUCAUUGGGGAUAAAUACAAACACAUUUAAAUAUAAUUCUAAUAUUAAAAUUGAAUUUUUGUAUUUUAUUAAUCUUUGUAUAAUAUAUAACAUUUUUUGUAUUGUGAUUCUUAUGUUCUGUAAAGCUGCCUUGUCCACUGUUAAAGUGCUAUACAAAUAAAUUUGAAUUGAAUAUAUAUCUAAAAUAUUCUCAUAUACACAGAAGGUGUGCUGUGAUACCAUGUGCCAAGUCAUCUUUGUGCCCAGGUCUUCAUCAGUGAACACUUGCGUCAUCUCUAAUGAACUCUAAAGAAAUUACUGACCUGUUAGUUCCUCAGGAGCUCUUGGUUGCACAAUUCCACUCGACCACAAACUGCUAACAUUAUUUACAUUGACAUUAUUGCCUGUCCAGCGUCACCCAAAUGAGGACGGGUUUCUGAGUCUCAAGGAUUCUUUCUCGUAUCAUGUCAGGGAGUUUGUCCUUGCCAGCAUUGCUCAUUAGGGAUAGAUGUUAGGGAUAGAUGUUAGAAUAGAAUUUACUUCAUAAAAAUGUCUAUUGUUAAAAGCGCUACACAUCAUUUGAACCGAAGUCAACACAAACUCAUAUUUCUCUGGAAACACAACACGGUUUUCUAGCCAUCACUAAUCGACGCUUGUCAGAGUCUUGGAGAACGUGAAGGACUGACUGUUCACUUGCUGCCUAAUGUAUCCCAUCGUUUAGCAGCUGUCACUGUAAUGAGAUCAUCAAUGUUGUUUACAUCACCUCUCAGUGGUUUUAAUGUUCUGGCUGAUCGGUGUAACGUGUUACUUGUGCACUAAUUCCCUACACUGUUCCUGUGUGGCGUUGUGAGGCAAACAUGAGCAGCAUCAGCAUUAGUCACAGACAGUAAUGCACAGAUACACAGACAUGUUUCAGUCAGGUUCAGGUUCAGAUGAGAUCUAACAGAGCUGCCCUCUAGCAUUACACUGUAGCACUGCUCACUGACACACCCAACACUGUCUGUGGUUACAACAGGCUUUAAACAGGACAGGAAUCAGAUUUGAUCUCACUAUGCUAAUGCUAAUAAGUCAAAAAAAUAUUUUUCUUCCAGAUUAUUCAGUGGGAAAUGAUUUAUGAUCUUCUGAGCCUGGUUCCUCUCAAGGUUUCUUCCUCAUAUCAUCUCUUGCCACCGGCACCUCUGGCUUAUUCAUUAGGGAUAAAUUACUAAAUUCUUUGCUUUGCUGUGAUUCUGUUUUGUGGCAAUUUUUUUUCCCAUAGAGCUGAGAUAAUGAUGAUCUCUCUUGUGUUUUCAGUGUAAUAAUAAAAUCUACAUCUCAAAUGA